This is a messenger RNA of Drosophila bipectinata, 1167 nucleotides long. RefSeq names its product Gustatory receptor 98a (gene Gr98a). Gene Ontology annotation, cellular component: axon; membrane; dendrite. The record is from RefSeq and is a predicted model, not a curated record. Gene Ontology annotation, biological process: chemosensory behavior; sensory perception of taste; male courtship behavior. Lineage: Eukaryota; Metazoa; Arthropoda; Insecta; Diptera; Drosophilidae.
AUGGAUCAAGUUUCCGGAGAAAUACACGCUGUCUCGCUAUUUCGGAUGCGACGUGCCAUGAAGUAUUUUGGAAUGUUACCCUAUUCGAAUCAUCUUCUACCAAAAUUAAUCUGUAAUCUGUGGCUCAUAGUUUCAAUUGCGGUGUCCGCCUACUUUCGAUUCACCUUUAAUUACGAUUUCACCUACGACUUUAUGAACGACACCUUUUCGCGCACCAUUGACUUGAGCGACUUUGUAGGCCUGACCACAACUCAUUUUAUUAUCGGCAUGGAACUUAUAUGGUGGAAUCACUACAAGGAAAUAGAUAACCACCUCGAGGAGAUACGUUUUAAGUUGAAAGCCCACCUCGGCCAGAAUGUGGACCUACAACGGGUGCGUGGCUACUGCAAACCCAUUUAUGCUUCAUUAUUCAUUCGAUGUUUCGUUUUUUGCUGUGUGACGGUGUGGAAUAGUAGAGCCCUGACAUACUACGCCCUCUACUCGGAGCUAGUCUCCCUGGCGAGAUUUUCAGAGUUCACGCUGUACUGUGCUGUGAUUUUGGCGUUUUACCAAGAACUUGUAUUAGCUGGCUCAAAUCUUCUGGAGGAACUACAGAAAACCCAGUACGAACCAUGGGCCAUCCGCCAGUUAACGAUAAAAAAGCUGGAAAGAAUGCAACAAAUCCAUGGAUUACUUUGGCAAACUAUUCGCAGGGUAGAGCAUAACUUUAAGCUGAGUCUCAUCACAGUGCUGGUGAAGUUCUUUGUGGACACCUCGGCCCUGCCCUAUUGGAUGUACCUGGGAAUCGUCCAGCAAUCGGACAUAACGAUUCAAUAUUAUUGUGCCACAGACGAAUGCAUCAAGCUUCUGGAAAUUAUGGUACCCUGCUGGAUUUGUACUCGCUGUGAUGUAUUGCAACGAAGGUUUCGCUUCUUGUUCUACACGGUCACUACAGAUCGGAGGAACCGCCAACUUAAUGCCGCUCUCAACCGACUCUGUAUGCAGUUGGGACAGGAAAAGUGCAGGUUCAGUGCCGCAGGAUUGGUGGAAGUCAGCACAGAAAUGCUGGGAAAGUUUAUUUUUGGAAUGGUCAGCUACAUUGUAAUUUGCAUCCAGUUCAGCAUGAACCUCAUGGCCAGCAAACUCAAGAAACAUGCAGAAAACUUUACGACGUUUGAACCCAAAUAA